AUGGGCUGCCUGUCUGGCGUAUUCGUCAUUAUUCGCCUAGUACACAAAGUGUUUGCGACGAUGGGCGACCUCGGCAUGGACGACUGGUUUAUUCUCAUCACACUCGGCUCCGGUAUUCCAGGAACUGUCAUCAACACCCACGGGUUCGCCGCCAAUGGCCUCGGCAAGGAUAUUUGGACCGUUUCGUUCACUCAGAUCAACGACUUUGGGUAUUGGUUUUUCAUUAUGGAACCAAUGUAUUUCGGCCAGGUCACGCUGCUCAAGAUGUCGCUCCUCUUCUUCUACAUGCGCAUCUUUUCGCAGAGCAGUAUCAAGAAACUCAUCUGGGGCACCAUCGGGUUUAAUGCAGUCUUUGGCCUUACCUUCAUCUUUGUCGCCAUCUUCCAAUGCCAACCGAUCAGCUUUUACUGGACAAAGUGGGACGGAAAUCGCAACGGACAAUGCUUGGAUAUCAACGCCAUCGCCUGGGCCAAUGCUGGCAUUAGCAUCGUGUUGGACAUCUGGAUGCUCGCUCUGCCUCUAUCUCAGAUUAAGGGUCUGAACUUGCAUUGGAAGAAGAAGAUUGGCGUGGCCAUGAUGUUCUUCGUCGGUACCUUUGUCACCGUCUCUCUGGUCGCAUUCGCAAAGUCCCAGAACCCAACCUGGGAUCAAUUCGAAGUCGCAACCUGGUCCACUGUCGAAAUCAACGUGGGCAUCAUCUGCGCCUGCAUGCCUUCAAUACGCGUCAUCCUCGUCGGCUUCUUCCCCAAGUUGUUGGGCACCACACGGCGCGGUACAUCCGCAGCAGCCAAGUACUACAUCCAAUCGAGUGGCAACGGCCGCAGCCGGAACAGGACGCUGGGCAACGAUGCCAAGGUCAGGACCGUCGAUCGCGACUCGGGGCUUUCGAGCAGCCCGAAUGGCAUCAUGUACACCAAGGAGUACACUGUGGACUAUCACGACGAGACGAGCUUGGUUCACAUGCGCGAGCUGGAAGCGGGCAGCUCAAAGACAGGGAGGACGGGACGAAGUGGUUCCCCGUUCUGA
Messenger RNA from Colletotrichum fioriniae, 1026 nucleotides. The record is from RefSeq and is a predicted model, not a curated record. Lineage: Eukaryota; Fungi; Ascomycota; Sordariomycetes; Glomerellales; Glomerellaceae.